AUGGUUGGCCAAAUUCUCAAUUCCCAAAGAUUGGUUCAGUUGGCCGCAUUUCACCCAAAUCUCAAGAACUUGUGGUAUCUGGUAGCUGCCACAACAUUUAGCGUCUGCAAUGAACCACAAGAACUAAAGAAACUGUAUCAUUUUGCAAUGCUGAAUGAUACAACACCUGGAGACAGCUUGAAGAGUGCACACAAGACCAUAGAGCUUUUUGAAUCCGGCUUUGACGAGGUGGAGGAGCUCAUCAAUAAUAGGUAUGCUCAACCCACUUUGUCUCAGCGCAGGAUGACUCAAAAGUUUAGGGAAGCCUUGUUGAAGAGCAGUGCUCUUGCCGGAAUUCCUAAGGCAAUCAAUGGCUUACAGGCGCUAAAGUUGGUCACUCCAAAUAGUUUAAAGCCCGUCACAGAGGACAUUGAUGCCAACAGCGAUAGACUUCUGGUGGGGACAAUGAGGCCGACAGGUUCAUCGAUUGAACAGGGCAACAAACAUGGCAUUGCGCAUUGGAACAUGAUCUACAACAAAGUUUCAAACAAAGUAGUAAACAAUCUUAAUUCUUCGUAUCCCGAUCUUUGGCAAUAUAUUCUCUGCAACGUGUACGGUCCACUGUUGUCGUUCGACGAAAUACUGGAUGCCCAAGAGACUAGCUUAGUUGUAAUUGCAUCGCUAGUUCCCCAAGAUUUGAAUUUACAAUUGUGGGGCCACUUGAAAGGCGCUUUAAAUGUGGGUUGCGAUCAAGAGACUGUUAGUGCCGCUGAAAAUCUCAGUAUUGUCAUAGCCCAAUGGUGUGAAGUUAAAUGGAAAGCGGACGUGGUUAAGUUGUGA
Molecule: messenger RNA, 819 nt
Organism: Lachancea dasiensis
Lineage: Eukaryota; Fungi; Ascomycota; Saccharomycetes; Saccharomycetales; Saccharomycetaceae
Source: the annotation of a GenBank genome assembly